UUGUGAUUCAGGUAUAAUAAAAAAAUAUUUAAUUACAAAGUAUUUGAAUACUAAAAAGUAUUUACAAAAUCGAAUACCUACUGCCCAGCUCUGGUUGUAGUUUGGGAUUUGUCAUACGUAGUCGAGGUAGGUUAUGGAAAGUUGGAAACUACCAUCUUUUGUCUGAUAACAGUUAAUGUAAGAGUGGAACGUUUUGCUAUAAUUUUUAUUUCGGUUUUUAUUUUCUCAACCGAAUGCUUUUUGGGUCGCUGAACACGAAUUUGAAAUUUGCAGGCAAACAUUUGGUCCGGAACUUUGUUUUUUUGCACUUUUUAUCCAAAUUUUUGUGGUCUCAUAUUUAUGGUCCUUCGACUAACUUCCUCUCGGCCUCUGUGAUCGGUUAUGUCAUUUGGGUCAGUGUCCCUUUUUAGUAAGCGUCGUCUACCAGUUCUUUUAUUUGAAAUUUCACAGAGUCUAAUAGGAGAUAAGUAGAUUUAUUCUUUAAUUAACAUUUUCGAAAUGAACCCAUUGCAUUUACAAUCCUUACCGAAUUUAACAAUAAAUGCACCAUGAGAUUUUCUACCCCGGCGAUUAGAAAACGUUCAGAAUGGUCAAAUUUCGUGUUAGAAAAGUACCUCCAAAGAAGUACGUUUUGAAUAAAUUAAAUAAUUAAAAGCUUUUUUACAUUUAGAAAGCGUUAUACCUAUGUAGGUACUUACUCAAGGACUCAAGAUCAUGAUUCGGGGAAUGCGUUAGUAAGAACCAAUUUUUGGUAACUCAUAACAAAAAACAAGAAUUAGGUACCUAUCUAUACGAACUGUAGCCGAAUUGCUAGUAAGAGUCAAAAAGAGGUUGUACUACAAAUUCCAGAAGUUCCAUUUCUGUAGGUCCAGGUAAUUUCGCCUCCGGAAUUUUGGUUCCCGGGACAAAUUUGCCACUGCUAGAACACAUCGCUUAUUUGGAUCUGACUUUCUCGCAACAAAUUCACGUUGAGAGGUAGGUAUUCGAUCGAGAAACUUACACUUAAAAAACUUGUCGUUGGAACAACAGACAUAUAUGCCAGUAAUACCCAACAUCAGAUUCCUUCCCAUCCUUCUAAGGUAAAUUCGGCGCCGGAAUACUUCGCAACUACCAGAGAAUUGUUCUUAAAACAACUUUUUCUUGGAAUAACUGGUAAUAUCCUCCUAUCGGGAUCGAUGCCCAUGUGGCUAACAAGAAUGGAAACAACAAAAUGACAAGGAUGACACUCUUCACUCCAUUUGUGUUUCAUUAGGUACAAUCAGAGGUAAAAUAAAUCAAAAAUAUUGUACAAUAAAUAGACAGUUAGUCCCCGAAUGCCCAUUCCCAUAUUUCGCCUCGAUUAUUAAGGGAAGACCGAAAAACGAGCACCCUGUAUAUGUCAAACGAUGUACGUAUUAUGUAUUUCGCUUUUCAGAUUGCCUAAUAUAGCGACUAAAUGAUUAAUAUCACUAAUAUAGCAUCUUAUCAGAUAGUCAUAUAAAAUAGUAUCUCCUAUAUCAUAAUUAAACCCAGUAAUUUCAUUACUGGCCAUAAAUUUUAAAUAUACAGAAAGCGACAUUAUAUUCAACUUGCAAUCUCAAAAUGUUCGCUGAACGUAACAAACGUCUAGAUAUAUAUUCCUUGUAUAAACCAGCGUAUCUUUUAUCUAAGGUUUUAUUAUUGGCACCGUUUUCAUUACAUCGCUCCGAAUGUGAGUCAAAAAAGAAGUAUUGCCUUUUGCAGGUGUUGCUGAUCGGCUGUAUGACGUACAUUUGCUACCAAUCUUUGAACGAUGUAGUAUUCCAAAAAAAUUUUGGAAGUAGCACAAUCGUCAUGUACUUCAACAAGGUCCUUUCCGUACUGCAGAUGAUUGUAGUUAUUAUUAUUUUCGUAACGUCGCACUUGUACGCCCAGGAAGCGCCAGACAUAUUAGCAAUGGUAAACACUUUAGACAAUAUUGUAAACAAACACAAUAUGGCCGCGAGUACUGACUGCAAUACAUUCAAUACCAGAAUUGUAUUACUGUACGCCUGCAUGGCGAACCUUUUGAUCGGGAAAGUAUUGCUCGACAUGUACUUGGAUGGGAUAAUUUCUUUCGACAACAUUUUUAAGUUUGCCUCUAGAAUGCUAUCUGGAGCAAUCAUUGUCCAAUACGCGACCAUACUAAAUACGGUUUACUGGAAGAUGAAGAUAGUGAACGACUACAUCGAACAAUACAGUAUUAACAAGGUUCUGCUCGUCAAGCAAGAAUGCUUUUUUUUACUUCAGCAGAUCUACGAAAUUUGUCUAAAAGUCGAGAAAAUAUUUGGGCUAUCUUUGGCUAGCGUAUUUUUCGUAAUUUUCAUCGAGUAUUUGCAAAUGAUGUUUGCGUGGCUCGCGACUUAUUGGAUACGGGGCGUUAAAAUCACCGAGAUUCUAAAACUAUCUAAAUUCGCUUUAUGGACAACCAUUAUAAAUUCCUUUUGGACUACCUUCGUUCACUGUAACAUGCCCUUUUUCUUCGCCGAUCGCAUCCAUAAGGAAGCGAAUCGCAGUGGAGAAGUUACCGGAAAACUUUACCAUCAAGCUUUGGGAUCCCGGCCAUUGCGGAAAUUCGUUCAUCAACUUCAAUUUCAAAUUGCACAAAAUAAAAUCACUUUGACUGCGGCCAAGUUCAUCAAAUUGGGGUGGAACCAAACGUUUUUGAUGUAUGGUGGUGUUAUCUCCUAUUCAAUUGUUUCGUGUCAGUUAUACUUAAAUGUGAAACAAAUCGAGUUUGAUUCUGCACACAACGUUACCGUUACUCAACAAGUUAGCAAAUAAGAAAAUAUGGAUUGAUUAUAUUAAUCUAUUUUACUCGUAAUUAGACAGAACGAUUAACGGGCUGAAGCGGUUCAAUCAAAGGAUUGAUGCUGUGAGUAUAUGCACGAACUCCCCAACACCAACACUCAACCUUCUGCAGAGGUACCUCUAAAAAAAAGCAUUAUAUGCGGGUCACUCUGUAAUUGGACGCAAGCCUGUUGAGGGCCCAGAACAAGAGAGGGAUGAUGAAUAAAUAAAUAAAUAAAUAAGCACGAGCCGAAAAGCAAAAUACACCAAAUACCUAAUUUUCAAUUAUUUACACUUCGAUCCAGCUAUCCAUGAAAAUGAUAAAAAUACAUAAUAAGUAAUAUUUAAAGCUGUGAUGGAGUAAAAAAUGGGUUAAUUUAUUAUCCCUAAUUAGUGGGGACGAAUGAUGAAAUGACUGGAAGGCAGUGAGCAGUAUGAAUUAAGGAACGAGUGAGUAGAAACGUAGGAAUUAAAUGGGAAAUAAACUCCUAAAGUGGAUCUAAAAAAGUGGCUGAGUACCUCGGCACAUGGUAUACCUAUAGGUCUCAAAUUUGCAAAGUUUGACCCAAAUCGGCCCAAGCAUUUGGCAGUCCAUGGACAGACGGACACCAUCGACUCCCCUAUAAAGAUUGCAUCCCUUUGCUGUGCCGCCUAAUAAAGUUAAGUUAUUAAAUUUUGGUUACAUUAUUUCGAACAGGAGAUAUUACAAGACAAUAACUGGAAAUAGGACUUAUUAUAUAGAGUAGGUUUCUCGGGACCAAUAGAGCAUAUUUUUUCUUGCAGUAAUGCAAUUUUUGCCGUGGAAGAUGAAGAAAUAACGGACUGUAAAUGUAACUACGAACUUAAAUUUAUUUAUAAAAAUGAAAAUAUUAGUUCAAUCGGAUUAAAUUAAAAAUGUUAUUUUCUUCACAUUCUAAAAGCUGCAACUUUUUUAAUUUGUAGACCUUCAAUUUUUAUUUGUUGUCAAAAUAUGCGCGCAUUUAUGCUCUAAAAAUAUGUCCUACAUAAUUUUUGUUAAAUACAUAAAUAAAUAAGUUAGUCUAAAAAUGAAAUUUUAAUUUUUUUAAAUAUCUAGCAUAGUUGGAUCGAAUGGGACUUUUAGUAUGUUAAUAAGACAGGGGUUCCCUACACAUUAAAAAAAUUCAUUAAUUCGCUUGUGAGCAAGAGGCGAUCAAGAGUAUACACAUUCAUAUUUGUUUUUUCGAUUUUAAUAGUUCUUAUGGACAUUUCAUGCCUUAACUAGAAUACAAACAUGAAAUAAUUUUUAAUUUCUGAUCGAAUGACACCAAUACCAAGUCUGUGAGUGGUGUAGUUCCGGAGCCUUUGUGACUCAGACAGACAGACAGACAUCAAGAGCGCAAAAGUGCACUUUUUUAUUUUUAAAAGUGAAAGUGCACUAAAAAUAAUUAGCUUGUCUCUAAUUUGUUCUACCCUAAGACCCAUAUUGCCUGUAGAUACUAAACGUCUCACUUGAUGGUGAGCAUGGAGUCAACCACCUAGUCCGGGUCCAUACGAAUCAACUUAUUCAUCGCUCAUCGACUAAAAAGAAUCCACCAGACGACAUUCACUCCAGACUACCAUUGGAUAUUCUGCUCGAGGAAUACGAUAACAUAUCCGAACCAGAACAAGAGACAUUUCUUACGCCAGCAUCAUCGAUCGGGGAUGUUUCUGAAAAUUCUGUAGCUUCUAAUAUCAUGCCACGUGCAGUCGCCACUGUAUACCCAGACCAACUAGAAUUCGUGAAGCACCAGGGUACCUCAGCGACUAUGUGCUCUUCUAUGAAAAGGGUGUGAUGUUGGCAUGACAACAUAAUAUAAAUAGUCGGUACUUACCUAAUGCGUCAAUAUGUCAUAUAUUCAAAUAUCACAAAUUUGUGUAUUAAACCAUUUAAAUUACUAAAUAUUAUUAAUUAUACCUAGUAGAUAUAUUAUGCAUUUAAUGAGACACGAGUAUGAGAAUUACGAAACGGCGAGUCUUGGCGAGUUUGCAGAUUUCCCAUGUAAACAAACAUUUCAAAGAUGACUCGACAGCAACUCAUUUUUGAUCGCAUAGUAUAUGGGGUAGUUUGAUCAAUUUUGUUGUUUUCAAAGGUUUUUGCAUCCUUUCGUAGUUAAUUUAUAUUGUUCUCAUUACGCUUAUAUGCGUUUUACACCCUUUUUAUUGCUACAUCUUUAAUUGGGCGUGACUAAGCUGGUCAACUGCAAUGUUUGCGAAACCGAAUUCGAAUCCCAAAUUCCCUAAGCCAGGGAUGGGGAAAUAGCAGCCCGCGACAUGGUUCGAUCUGGCCCGCGGUCAGUACCAGUCAUCUAUAAUCGCAAAAACAAAUUUAUGAACAGGACGACUGAGGAACAUCUUGAGAGCGUUUUGCGAAUUUCUAUCACUAAUUUGGAGUCAAAUUUCGACGCUAUACUUAAGUAAUGAACAGUGAAAAUUUCAUUUGUCACACUAACCCAGGAUAUCGGAACAAUAAUUUUUUUCUGAAACUACUUUAGAAACAACUAUACUUUCGUCUCUAAAAAGGGCGAAGAAAAUGUGAUUUUCCUCACAUAGUUAAUAAA
Photinus pyralis (common eastern firefly) is the source of this 5345-nucleotide messenger RNA. RefSeq lists its product as uncharacterized. Gene Ontology annotation, cellular component: dendrite; axon; neuronal cell body. Lineage: Eukaryota; Metazoa; Arthropoda; Insecta; Coleoptera; Lampyridae. Bases 1582 to 2781 code for a protein of 399 amino acids. The record is from RefSeq and is a predicted model, not a curated record. The transcript has 4 exons. Gene Ontology annotation, biological process: sensory perception of taste.